Molecule: messenger RNA, 1380 nt
Organism: Eupeodes corollae
Lineage: Eukaryota; Metazoa; Arthropoda; Insecta; Diptera; Syrphidae
Exons: 1
Coding region: 1-1380 (459 amino acids)
Source: RefSeq, a predicted model, not a curated record
AUGGACAGUGUACCAACGGAACAGGAGGCGAUCAAGUUAGCAAAGGAAAUACGACACAUCCAUAGCCAAGGCGGAUUUCACAAUAGAAAUUGGGUCUCAAACUCAACCGCAGUUCUAAAAGCACUACAAUCAACACCAACAGAAGAACUAAGCAUGAACUUGAAUGUUGAGCUGAGCACAGAAAAAGUGCUUGGAAUGUGGUGGUGCACUCCUCUGGAUAGCCUUACUUUUAAGAUCACCUCAGAUCGAAAUCAAAGACAAAUUCUCUUUGAUUCUAAGCGCCCAACUAAGCGUGAAGUGCUAAGGGUGAUGAUGACAAUAUUCGAUCCCCUUGGCCUCAUAGCAUGCCUUCUCAUGUAUGUCAAGAUCCUGGUGCAAGAAAUCUGGCGCUCUAAAAUCGAUUGGGACGACGAAAUUAAGGAUGAGGAGUACCACAAAUGGCUUAAAUGGACAUAUCAUCUUUCCAAGAUUGAAGAGCUACGUAUUCCCAGAUGUUAUGUCUCAUCCGAUUGGGGGUCUGAAAUUCAACUGCACAUCUUUGUUGACGCAAGCGAAAACGGUUUUGCGGCUGUGGCUUACAUUAGAAAUUUGAAGAACGAACUGACGGAGACAGCACUCAUAGGAGCAAAAACUCGGGUCGCCCCUCUUAAAGCACUUACAAUUCCGCGACUGGAGUUACAGGCGGCACUUCUCGGAGCACGCUUUGCUAAAAGUAUUAUAGACUCGCACGGAAUCACUUUCAAGAGUCGAUAUUUCUGGUCAGACUCCAAGACUGUUCUCUGUUGGCUCCGUUCGGACCACCGAAGAUACCGACAGUACGUUGCAUUCAGGGUGAGUGAGAUUUUGGAGCUCACUGAUGUAACAGAAUGGAGAUGGAUUCCCACACACAUGAAUGUCGCCGAUGAAGCCACGAAAUGGCAAAGGCCGCCGGAACUCAAAUCAACCAGUAGAUGGUUCAACGGACCAACUUUCUUGAAAUCAACCAUAGACGAGUGGCCACAAGAGGUGAUUGUGGGCUCUACAAUCGAAGAGUUGAAAACACAUUUCGUAUCAGUUCACAAUAUUGGCCAAGAAAACAUCUUUCGGUCACACGAAAUAUCCACCUGGCGAAAAUUGCUGAGGAGUACCGCGUAUGCCCUGCGUUUUGUUAACAAUACAUCAACCAGAAGGAAUAAAACACUCAAAGUGAGCGGCCCCCUAUUAAGAAGCGAACUACAGUCAGCCGAAAAUGCAUUGGUGAGAGAGGCUCAAAAAUGUGUAUACGCCGAAGAAAUUGCAGAUCUAACAAUGAACCGUGGUGUUGAACGAAGUAGCCCACUUUUUAACCUUAACCCAUUUUUGGAUGAAAACCAUAUUAUACGAGCUAACGCAUUUCUCUAA